Messenger RNA from Nannizzia gypsea CBS 118893, 978 nucleotides. RefSeq lists its product as hypothetical. NCBI's taxonomy places the organism in Eukaryota, Fungi, Ascomycota, Eurotiomycetes, Onygenales, Arthrodermataceae. The record is from RefSeq and is a predicted model, not a curated record. The transcript has 2 exons. Bases 1 to 978 code for a protein of 325 amino acids.
AUGGAGGGUCCACGGUCGACCAAUUCCUCUCCCUCCAGGAAACGACUGAAAGAGCCGGUCCUCGAUCCAUUAGACCAGGCAGGAUUCGUUUCUAAGGGAGAUACCGUGUUGCUGGACGUGAAGGCGCAGUUUGCAUAUUACGAGAGAAUCAUGGAGCGGUACUUGAAAUUCUGCAACGACUACUCAAGUGACAUUGAUGCGGCCUUUGACUCCCUUCCCAAAUAUCCGUCCGAAGAUGCAACUAAGAAUCCGCCAGUCGCCAAUGCUCCUGUCGCUAAUCAAGGGUCUCAAUCUGGCCAGACACAAAACAAGUCCACUCGACCUGAGACCUUGGCCGAUUCAGCAUCAAAGGACCUCAGCGUGCUACUCCUAUCACUCCGCAAAUUGCGAGAAGGCGUCGUUGCAACCGCGUCCAAGACCCCCUUAGAGUUUGCACAGAAAGUCCACAUAUUCUGCAUUCGAAUGGGUAUCCUCUCGGGACACCCUCCGUCAUAUUUUCCUCCGCUGAAGCGUUUGAUUGAGGAGCUAAACGAACCGUCGAGCGCUCUGAGUGAAUCUGAUUUGCACGAGUUUACCUCCUACCUCAUUCUCGACUAUGCCUGCCGGCGGUUUGACUGGGAGCUUGUGUUUGAACUCCGCACAAAGUCUAGAAACGCCUUUGGAUAUUAUAACCGCACUGUCGAUAACGUCAUUUCUGCCAUUCUCCAUGCCAAUUGGGUACUCUAUUGGAGAGCCGGAAGGAAUGUGGAUGGGUAUACGAGGUCGCUGAUGAGCUGGUCUGACCCUUAUGUGCGACGGAGAGCUCUCAAGGCUAUCGCGAAAACCUACUUGUGGGCGGACAUACGGUUUAUCAUCGAAUGUUGUACGGGUUCACCAGACGGCUGCACGUGGGAGGAGUUGGUUGAGAUGGAAGGCAUCGGAUGGAGGAGAGAAGGGGAUAGAGCCAUAAUCCGGAUUAGGAAACCCAAGGCCGCGUGA